AUGGGGGAUUCGCAUUCUACAGAACUAAAGUUCGAACAUUUGACAAGUGAGUGCUUACUCGAGGUCCAGAGAUAUUUGCACGAACUGCAGAAUGACGAAGAAGUAAUGGACCGACGUAUCAAAUCAUUGGAAGAAGUGGAGGAAGAAUUAGACGGAGCCUAUUAUCUGCAAAUUAGUGGUUUAGUUUUUUAUCACACUCGUAUUUUUUUGAAACUUUUGAACGAAAAAACAUGGCAGCGUAUUUUAGAAUUUGUGAAAGGGUACGCGCUAAGUAAGACUGCUGAGAAGAUAUUGAAUUUUGUCGGUCAGAACUUCAACGUGUUUGCGAAGCAAGCAGAAAUGCUAUCAUUGUCACCAAAUGAAGUGGCUUAUUUGGUCAAAUCAGAUUUUGUGAAUGCGAACAGAGAAAUAGAUAUUUUAAAUUUUGUCAUCAGUUGGAUUUGUUUCGAUCAAUCGAGGGCGAUUCACGCAAAAAAUAUUUUGACUGAAGUUAGGUACAGUCUGAUGACAUACAGUGAAAAGCAAAGAUGUAGUUCUUUACUGAGACAGCUCGGGUUUGAUGUUUGUCAAACCGGACACCAAGUAAGAUUUCGUAACGGACUCGAUGUUUUGGUGGCUUUCGGCGGUCCUUGUAUAGUAACUCGACAUUCUGUUCAAAUGCUUCUCGUCGGUCCGAAAAUAAUGACGUCAUCAAAUUUGAAAACAGCGGCCUCAGACUGCCUCACACCUGUCGUCAUUACGGAGUAUGUGCUGUGGACGACUGCUUGUACGUUGCUGGCGGCUGGAAAAAUUCCAAUACAACAAACCUACUUCAUGCUUUCAAUCCUGUCUAUUUGGUUUGGAAACGUCGCUCAAAAAUGCUUGUUCCAAGAUGUUCAUUUUACUUUGGAAAUAUUGGAAAAACUUUUAUAUGCAGUUUCAGGCGAUACAACGGGUCAAAAUAACACUCCAACGGUUGACAAAUACUUCGGGAACGAAGAUCGGUGGGAGAUGGUGGCCCCCCUGCCAGUUGCAGUUAGAGAUUUGGCAGGAUGUGUCCAUGAAAACAAUUUAUUUGUCAGUGGUGGCCUGGCAGAUUCCAAUACUGAUGUGAAUUUUGUUUGGCGGUGCAACCCCGCUGGCAACGAGUGGAGCUCCGUUACUCCCCUGCUGAGGGCACGUAGCUGCCACGUUAUGACAUGUUUUGGAAACAAGUUGAUUGUUGUCGGAGGGAUGAAGACGCACAGCAUCGACUCAAUAGAAACAUUGGAAAAUGUAGAGGCAUACAGUUUCGAAUCAAAACAAUGGUCGUUUGUCUUGAAUUUAAAAAUGCCUGCGUGUCGUUCCUCAUCUGUUCUCAUAGGAAAUUCAACCCUUCUCUUUGGGGGGUUAUGUUACAGAGGGCAGAACAACAGUUACCAUAACUUUCUGCAGAUUAUCAAUUUAGCCAAAUAUUUGAAAGAAGAAAAUGCGAAUGCAUCUCAUGUAGUGAAAGAAAAGAUUUCAAAUCGCCAGCUUGAAGUUUUUCCAGCCUUCGAUGAUGAAUCUGACCAGAUCGAACUUGACUUGAGUAGCGGUUAUGAAGUUUACAAGUAUGAAGGUUCGGAUUAUUUCUUUUCCACAAUGCACUCCAUGAAACUGACAGAGAAAUUUUUAACACAAGGAUGUUAAUUUUCGUUUUUAUUAAUUUGUCUUCUAUUGUUGACCACUGACGAGUAAUUGGAUACCUUGUAAAUAGUAACUCUGAAUCGUUUAACUUUCAUUGUACAUUCUAUAAUUAAUAAUAUAAUUAAAUAAAUAUGAUAUAAUAUAAUUAAAUAAUCAGUGUAUCUACAAAUGUUCAAACUCAUUUUUAAUGAUAGAAUUCUUUUUUUUUUCACAAACUUUGUAAAAAUUUAAAAAAUUUCUUUUCUUGGUCAACGAACACGGGGUUGCGUUAUUAAUUUUUAAUAGUAGAUUGCCAGCAAAAAUUCCCACAAGUAACAACCACUAAAUCGAGAUUAUUACUCAUUUCUGAGCUAAAGUUUAGACCGCUUUGUUCUCCGCAAGUACUCUUUUUAAAAGAAACAAAAUAAUUUUUACUCCUGUCGCAAAUAUUUUCG
Molecule: messenger RNA, 2081 nt
Organism: Helobdella robusta
Lineage: Eukaryota; Metazoa; Annelida; Clitellata; Rhynchobdellida; Glossiphoniidae
Exons: 2
Coding region: 1-1650 (549 amino acids)
Molecular function (GO): protein binding
Source: RefSeq, a predicted model, not a curated record